Molecule: messenger RNA, 2693 nt
Organism: Nycticebus coucang (slow loris)
Lineage: Eukaryota; Metazoa; Chordata; Mammalia; Primates; Lorisidae
Product: antigen-presenting glycoprotein CD1d-like
Exons: 6
Coding region: 444-1457 (337 amino acids)
Biological process (GO): immune response; antigen processing and presentation, endogenous lipid antigen via MHC class Ib; positive regulation of T cell mediated cytotoxicity
Cellular component (GO): external side of plasma membrane
Molecular function (GO): lipopeptide binding; endogenous lipid antigen binding; exogenous lipid antigen binding
Source: RefSeq, a predicted model, not a curated record
CUCUCUUUCCUUAUAAGUAAAAAAACUUACAACUUGUGCUGGGAGGAAAGGGUCUCCAUGCUAGCUGGAGACCUGGCCUCAUCUCUGCCUUCUCUGACCCGCACUGAUCCCAUACCGCAAAUCUAAGUUUCCCUUCGGUCGAAACUUCCCACAAGCUGUCCCAGACUCCGCAUCUAAACAGGAUACAGAGACCAGCGGGUUUGUGAAACUCACUCCAGCGGGCGGCGCCGUCUGGACUACCGGGGGACCCCGAUCUUUCCGCAACUGGAAGAGCUGACAUCUGGGGACCUCGUGGCAGAAGCGACAAACCUCUGGCUGUUUGGUUACUCUCAGUAAGACGGCUGCCCGCGUCUGGGCCUGGGGAUUGUCCCGCAACCUCGCCAAUAGAGCCGGUGCGAGUCCAGCGCUUGGCCGAGCUCUGCAAGGUCUCCGCUUCUGGCGAUAUGCGGCGCCUGCUGCUGCUGCAGGUCUGGGCGCUGCUCUGGGUCUGGGGAGGCCCCGAAGGCCCGCAAAGGAGCUUCUCCUUCCGCUACGCCCAGAUCUCGUCCUUCUCCAGCAGCGGUCGGCCGCGCACGGACGGGUCAUUCUGGCUGGGGGAGCUGCAGACCCACAGUUGGGGCCACUCCUCGGACGCCUUUCACUUCCUGCAGCCUUGGUCUCGGGGCGGAUUCAACGACCAGCAAUGGGAGAGGCUGCAGCACAUCUUUCAGAGUUACCGAGCCAGCUUCACCUGGGAAGUACAGAAAUUCGUCAAAAAGCUACAAGUAGCCUAUCCCAUUCAGCUCCAGCUGGCCGCCGGCUGCGAGGUAAGCACUGGGAACUCCUCAACAGACUUCUUCCACAUAGCAUUCCAAGGAAGCGAUUUCCUGAGUUUCCAAGGAACCUGGUGGGAGCCAGUUGCACAGGUCCCAGACUGGGUAACCUCGGUCAUCGGAGAGCUCAACGAGGACCAGGGCACGAGGGAAACAGUGAAGUGGCUCCUCAGUGACAUCUGCCCUCAACUUGCCAGUAGCCUUGUUGAGGCGGGGGCGUCAGAGCUGCAGAAGCAAGUGAAGCCCGAGGCCUGGCUGUCCAGUGGCCCCAGUCCUGGGCCUGGCCGUCUGCUGCUGGUCUGCCACGUCUCAGGAUUCUACCCAAAGCCCGUGUGGGUGAUGUGGAUGCGGGGUGAGCAGGAGCAGCCGGACACUCAGCACAGCGACCUCCUGCCCAAUGCUGAUUGGACAUGGUAUCACCGAGCGACCCUGGACGUGGCGGCUGGGGAGGCUGCUGGCCUGUCCUGCCGGGUGAAGCACAGCAGUCUAGAGGGCCAGGACAUCGUCCUCCACUGGGGAGGGAGCCGCACCUCCACGGGCCUGGUCGUCCUGGCAGUGCUGGCGUGCCUGGUGUCCCUCCUGGUGCUCACUGUAGGAUUAAGGCUCUGGCUUAAGAGGUGCUGCUCCUAUCAAGACAUCCUGUGACUCUGCUCACCACACCUGCCUCCCCGAACCUCAGUGUACCUCAAGUUCCUGGGACUUCAGUUCUGAUCUGCCUAGGAAUUGAGGAUGAAAGGAGAGGAAGCUUGAAGAAGCAGAGAACAGUUGAAAGGCAGCUCUCAUCACAUCCAUUUAACAUUUAUACAAGAAUUCAAAUUUUUUUCAUUAUACUGCAAGUUUAUAUGCCCAGAUGGCUCAGACACCAACCAGGGAAGCAGAUAAGCACUGGGGUCUAAGUGCAUGUGAUGGAAUCUGCAGUGACCCGGAAAACAGGUGUCCUGUCCAGAGGAAGUGGCUACAGCUGCUGCUUGUCAAGUAUAAAGUCAGAAGGUGACUUACUUCUAACCUACAUUUAUCAAGCAAACUGGAGUUUGAUGUGAACAUUCCUGACUCAAGCUUUGACAAAAUCCUAUGAGAGACGCCUCAAUACCUAUCUGCUGGCUGAUGACAACCCAGGAGCUACUAGUUUGUGUCUCCUUUUAAGAAAGUUUGCCCCAAAUGACUUAUUGGCAUGUUUUUGACAUAAUUUCUACUGUGAAUUUGGAUUUACAAUCAAAGAAGGACAUUUUCUCUUUAAAGAAAGUGAGGUUGUAAGAAACAGAGAUGUUUCAAGCUUUUACUUGAUGUAACUUUAUUAGAAGAAGUCAUAGUAUAUAUGUAUUAUGUUGAAAAAAAGCUACUCUGAGUAGGGCUAUUUCUCUAAAAUGGUCACUUCCAGAAACAACAACAGAAGCAGUGGCAGUUUCUCCUACAUGUAGCUCUCAAAAGAGACAAUGGGUGGGGUGUGGUGACUCACCCCUAUAAUCCCAGUACUUUGGGAGGCCAAGGCAGGAGGAUUACUUGAGGCCAACAAUUUGAGACCAGCCUGGGUAUUAUAGCAAGUUUUUUUCUAAAAAUAAAUAUAUAAAUAAAUAAGGGUGUGUAGUGGCAGAUGCCUGUAGUUCUAGUACUAGGGAGGCCAAAGUAGGAAGAUCACUUAAGCCUAGGAGUUUGAGGUUAUGGUGAGAUGUGAUUGGGCCACUGUACUCCAGCCUGGAUGACAGAGGAAGCCCUUGUCUCUUUAAAAAAAAAAAAUACAAUGGGGCAGCGCCUAUGGCUCAGUCGGUAGGGAGCCGGCCCCAUAAGGGUGGCGGGUUCAAACCCGGCCCUGGCCAAACUGCAACCAAAAAAUAGCCGGGCGUUGUGGCGGGCGCAUGUAGUCCCAGCUACUCGGGAGGCUGA